CUGCUCUGGUCACACUGCCAGGCAAAAGAAAAAAAACAUAAGAGAAACGGAGAAAAACAGAAACAGAGGAGGCAGCAAAAAGCAGGAAAGGAUUGGAUUGAAUCAAAUCUCGUUUUGGAUUGGACAGAGCGAUCCCCCCGACAGGAUGAACAACGGAUUUAGCACCGGCGAGGAGGACAGCCGCGGGCACACGGACCAAACCUGCUGCCUGAUCGACGACAUGGAGCGGUGUCGCAACCAAGCCGGCUACGCCAGCUACUCGAAGCGCAUCCAGAAGACGGUGGCCCAGAAGCGCCUCAAGCUGAGCAGCGACCCGGCGGCGCAGCACAUCUACAUCUGCGACCACCACAAGGAGCGCAUCCAGUCGGUGCGCACCAAGCGGCGUCGCAAGGACAGCGAGGACGACAGCAACGAGACGGACACGGACCUGCACGAGUUCCCCGAUCUCUACCAGCUGGGCGUGAGCACGCUGCGCCGCUACAAGCGUCACUUCAAGGUGCAGACGCGGCAGGGCAUGAAGCGGGCGCAGCUGGCGGAUACCAUCAUGAAGCACUUCAAGACAAUACCCAUCAAGGAGAAGGAGAUCAUCACGUUCUUCGUCUACAUGGUGAAGAUGGGCUCGAACAAGCUGGACCAGAAGAACGGCCUUGGCAACGACACCACCUGAAGGCGCGUCGGCGGGCGGAGGGAGGAGGAGGACGCCGACGACGUCUACUCCUUCUAACGCUGGCCAAACCAAACCGCCGAUAAACCCUUUUCACAUUGUUGCUGCAUUUGCUGGACGUCGGCAUUGUUUACGAAAAUACGGAAAUACUGAUAGCGAAAUGUCCCUCUCAUCUGUGCACCCCCAAAACCCAAGUUUCCAUACCUACACCACUGCCCGAACUCCUUUCCUCCCGGAACGACCGCCCGGAACACAAACAAUGAAGAACGUGGGGAAAAAGGCAACUGGUGCUCCCAAAAAAUAGUAUAGCGCGAUGAAACGUAAACUUAAUCUAACAUAAGCAUGAAAGAAAUUUACAAAACUAAUUGUAGCCUUGGUCCGUUGUUAAUAGCUCUUUAUACACACACACAUUACACACAUUACAUUAAAUAAACUAUGUAAAUUUACAAGAGAAUUAACAGAGAACACACGCAGAGAACACUCAAUCAAGUAGCAAUUCGUAUCCUUAGGCUUUAAUCGUUUGUAUUAUAAAUCAAGUUAAGCGGGGAUGGCUAGAAAACAGAGAAACAACAGAGAACAGAACACCAAUAAACCUUGAACGAAUCGAAUCGAAUUGAAGCACAAUUAGACUACAAGAAAUGCAAUAUUUAAACUUAAACAUCGUCUCGUUUGCCCCGACGGGCUGGUAACAUAUAUUUAGAGCUCUAGUUUAAGCCUAACUAAGACGAACAUCGCAUCGGUUGCGCAUUAAACGAUUUCUGUUAAAGCCUAGACUGAUUUUAGCCAUACAUUUAAGCCUAAAUAAAACUUAAUAGAAAGCAUUUUCACUUAACUA
This is a messenger RNA of Drosophila takahashii, 1499 nucleotides long. RefSeq names its product SIN3-associated polypeptide 30 (gene Sap30). Gene Ontology annotation, molecular function: protein binding; transcription coregulator activity. Gene Ontology annotation, biological process: regulation of DNA-templated transcription. NCBI's taxonomy places the organism in Eukaryota, Metazoa, Arthropoda, Insecta, Diptera, Drosophilidae. The record is from RefSeq and is a predicted model, not a curated record. Gene Ontology annotation, cellular component: histone deacetylase complex.